AUGGCGGCCGUCCUGUGUAGCCUCCUCAGAAAAAGCAGACUACGACGACUCGCCAUCAGAUUUCCUGCCCACACCGGAGCUCCUUACAGGAUCCGGGAACGGACGACUCCUUCAUAUAGUCAGAGCACUUCGACCCCGGCUCCACCGAUAUUCGACGGCAAGCCACUUAAGGCAUUGGCUACCACCGUCACUAACAAAGAGCCUGAAGUGCGGACCGAACCUUUGACUGUCAAUGAGUUAUUCGGCAUUGAGAAAAAUUAUACGAAAAUUGUGGUCUAUACUAUACGAGUAACAAGUGUAUGGGGUAUACUGAUGAUAAGUCUCUUCGCAUUAGCUUGGCUUUGGUGGAGGAAUGGAGCUGACAUUAUGAAAGGAUUGUAUUUAAGUCUCCUACUGUCUUUACCAGUUACUAUUAUUUGUUUGAUGAGUCUUACAUUCAACAUAUUUAUAAGAAUUUUAAGGGACAAAUUGCACAAGAUGAACAUAGCAAUGAGUGAAGUACGUCAGCUACCAAAUGAAGAUGAUAUUAACAUAAAGUAUAAGAUGCAACCACAAAGGGCACGUAAGCUUGUAUUUGUAAGAGAUUAUUAUAAUCAGAAACAUUAUCUUCAGCACUUUCUCCAAAUUACAAGGCAAGUGCAUUUUGAAAUUGUAAAAAUUUCGCGCGAACUUAACCACAUAUAUGGUUAUCAACUUCUGCUGGAACUAGCGAUGCAAUUUACGAUAAUAAUAAGUACACUUUAUAAUGUAUAUUUCGAAAUAAUAUCAUCGCAGAAUGUGACAGAAAUUUUUCAUUCGAAAAUAGCUGUAUCAGCGAUGUGGUGGGCUCUUAUAAGUUCUGCUAAAGUUAUUACCACAAAUCAUCACUGCACUUGUUUCCAUCGUGAGGCAGCAGUAACGGCAGAAACGCUUCAAGAAUUGGCAACAUCUUGUUCAUACAAUUGCAUCAAAGAUGAGAUUAGACAUUAUUGUUAUGCAAUAGAAAAGAUAUUUACUAGUACAAAUAUGAUUAUUAGUACAAGUGUGGAUAUUGCAGAAUUGACAAGUAACCGCGGUGAUUAG
This is a messenger RNA of Bombus huntii, 1062 nucleotides long. RefSeq lists its product as uncharacterized. The coding region runs from base 1 to 1062 and encodes 353 amino acids. The transcript is spliced from 6 exons. Lineage: Eukaryota; Metazoa; Arthropoda; Insecta; Hymenoptera; Apidae. The record is from RefSeq and is a predicted model, not a curated record. Gene Ontology annotation, cellular component: membrane. Gene Ontology annotation, biological process: sensory perception of taste.